AUGGCGGUGCCUCUGAAAGCGAGCGGCAAUGGCGCUGCCGACAGGGGUGCUGGAAACUCUGCCUCUGGGACGGUGAAGGCGCCGUCGCCGGGGAGGCUGCAGGGAUUCGACUCCCUGCAUAUGGAGGCUGAAAGGAUUCCGGGUGGCCAAAGCCACGCCGCCAAGGUUGGCUGGGCGACGACACUGCACUUGGCCUUCCAGAGCCUAGGUGUUGUCUACGGGGACAUGGGAACUUCACCGCUCUAUGUGUUUUCUAGCACCUUUACUGGUGGGAUCAAAGAUACAAACGACCUCCUUGGUGUCACGUCCCUGAUUAUUUACACUCUGGCUCUCCUUCCGUUGAUGAAAUAUUGUUUCAUUGUCUUGAGAGCUAAUGACAAUGGUGAUGUGCUUAGUGCAGUCGGUGGAAUCAAGCAAUCAGCAAACUCCUUAACUCAAGGACAGAUUGCUGGCAUUGCGAUCGGCACUCUGAUUGCGCUCUUUCUUGUUCAACGGUUAGGCACAGACAAAGUUGGUUACACAUUUGGACCAGUAAUCUUGACAUGGUUCAUCUUAAUUGCUGGUAUUGGAAUUUAUAAUGUGAUCAAGCAUGACACUGGAAUUCUAAAAGCAUUCAACCCAAAAUACAUCAUAGACUAUUUCCAAAGAAACGGGAAGGAGGGCUGGAUUUCACUUGGAGGUGUUGUUUUAUGCAUCACAGGAACCGAAGCAAUGUUUGCUGAUCUUGGUCACUUCAAUGUGAGAGCAAUUCAGAUAUCACACUACAGAUUGGCUUCUCCGUAG
Molecule: messenger RNA, 783 nt
Organism: Aegilops tauschii subsp. strangulata
Lineage: Eukaryota; Viridiplantae; Streptophyta; Magnoliopsida; Poales; Poaceae
Product: potassium transporter 5-like
Biological process (GO): potassium ion transmembrane transport
Cellular component (GO): membrane
Molecular function (GO): potassium ion transmembrane transporter activity
Source: RefSeq, a predicted model, not a curated record